AUGUCUUCCUUUCUGCUCAGAAUCCCUUGCUCCUCUGCAAACAUUGGUCCUGGCUUCGAUGUGAUUGGUCUUGCAUUGUCCCUUCACUUGGACCUCCACGUCACUGUUGAGGCCAAAGACUCCUCCGAGCUCCCUUUCAACUGUGCCAUCACCUAUGAGGACCAGAGCAAGAGUGUCGAGCAGAUCAGCCUUGACCCCGAGGUCAACCUGAUCACCCGUGUAGCCCUGUAUGUUCUGCGAUGCCAUAACCAGCGGGCCUUCCCCGUUGAGACCAAGGUGCACAUCGUCAACCCCAUCCCAUUAGGUCGGGGCCUGGGUUCAUCUGGUACCGCUGUAGUUGCCGGUGUAAUGCUGGGUAACGAAGUGGGCAAGUUGCGUUUGAGCAAGGAACGCUUACUGGACUACUGUUUGAUGAUUGAGCGGCACCCGGAUAACGUAGCCGCUUCCCUCUUCGGUGGUUUCGUUGGAACUUAUCUGAAUGAUCUCAAGCCUGAGGAUGUAGCCCGGAAGGAGAUCCCGCUCAGUGAGGUAUUGCCUGCCCCGGCUGGUGGUGUCGACACUGGCAUCAGGCCCCCAGAACCCCCUAUGGCCAUUGGUCAUUACCGCAAGUUCAAUUGGGCCCCGGAGAUCAAGGCUAUUGCCAUUAUUCCUGAUUUUGUGGUGCCUACGGCCAAUGCCCGUAAUGUACUCCCAGAGACCUAUACACGGGCGGACGUGGUUUUCAACCUUCAACGCGCGGCCCUACUUCCCGCAGCCUUGGGAAGUUCCCCGCCGGAUCCUGAUAUGAUCUUCCUGGCCAUGCAAGAUAAAGUGCACCAGCCUUACCGCAAGACCCUGAUCCCAGGCCUGACUGAGAUUCUCCAAUUCAUGACCCCAUCCACUCAACCCGGUCUGUUGGGAAUCUGUCUCUCUGGUGCAGGACCAACUAUCCUGGCAUUGGCCACAGAUCGCUUCGAUGAGAUUGCUGACCGCAUCAUCGCUCGGUUCGCUUCCAACAACAUCUCGUGCCAAUGGAAAUUGCUGGAGCCCGCUCAAGACGGCGCUACUGUGAAGUAUAACUAA
Molecule: messenger RNA, 1062 nt
Organism: Penicillium antarcticum
Lineage: Eukaryota; Fungi; Ascomycota; Eurotiomycetes; Eurotiales; Aspergillaceae
Product: homoserine kinase
Exons: 3
Coding region: 1-1062 (353 amino acids)
Biological process (GO): L-threonine metabolic process
Molecular function (GO): ATP binding; homoserine kinase activity
Source: RefSeq, a predicted model, not a curated record